Molecule: messenger RNA, 447 nt
Organism: Anopheles nili
Lineage: Eukaryota; Metazoa; Arthropoda; Insecta; Diptera; Culicidae
Product: cuticle protein CP14.6-like
Exons: 2
Coding region: 1-447 (148 amino acids)
Cellular component (GO): chitin-based extracellular matrix
Molecular function (GO): structural constituent of chitin-based larval cuticle
Source: RefSeq, a predicted model, not a curated record
AUGUUCCCGAAAGUGAUUAUCCUCGCCAGCGUGGUGUGCCUUGCCGUGGCCGCCCCACCGAAGAAGCUGGUCCGGGCUGCGAGUGGUGGACCUGAUGGGGAUGCAAUCGUCGUGCAGCAGGAUCAGGUCAUCAAUGAUGACGGAUCGUACAACUACGUGUUCGAGACGAGCAAUGGCAUCCGGGCGCAGGCGAGCAGUUCGGACGGCAUCCGGACGGCGGGUGACUUCUCUUAUCCGGCUCCGGAUGGUUCGAACAUUGCGCUGGUGUACGUGGCUGAUGAGUAUGGCUUCCAGCCGCAGGGUGCUCAUCUGCCGGUGGAACCUCCGGCACCGGAGCACGUCAUCAAGCAGCUCGAGGACAUCCGUGCCAACCCACCGAAUGAUCCUGAGUUCGAUGCUGCCUUCCUUGACUCGGAAAUCGCACGACUCCGGGCCACUCAGGGUUAG